Messenger RNA from Rhinolophus ferrumequinum (greater horseshoe bat), 3742 nucleotides. It is a transcript of the gene TXNL4A, whose product is annotated as thioredoxin like 4A. The coding region runs from base 112 to 540 and encodes 142 amino acids. Lineage: Eukaryota; Metazoa; Chordata; Mammalia; Chiroptera; Rhinolophidae. Gene Ontology annotation, cellular component: U5 snRNP; U4/U6 x U5 tri-snRNP complex; spliceosomal complex. The record is from RefSeq and is a predicted model, not a curated record. The transcript has 5 exons. Gene Ontology annotation, biological process: mRNA splicing, via spliceosome.
CAGGGCACGUUAGUGCGCGUCCGCGCCGGGGGUGACCGCUUCGCGGGAGGUGCGUGUGAGCCGAGGUGCAGGGAGCGGGAUUCCGCGGGAAGGGCCAGUUCAGUCGCCAGGAUGUCGUACAUGCUCCCGCACUUGCACAACGGCUGGCAGGUGGAUCAGGCCAUCCUUUCGGAAGAAGACCGAGUGGUCGUCAUUCGGUUUGGACACGAUUGGGACCCCACGUGCAUGAAAAUGGACGAGGUUCUGUACAGCAUAGCGGAAAAGGUUAAAAAUUUUGCAGUUAUUUAUCUUGUCGAUAUUACAGAAGUACCUGACUUCAACAAAAUGUAUGAAUUAUACGACCCGUGUACUGUCAUGUUUUUCUUCAGGAACAAGCACAUCAUGAUCGACCUGGGGACCGGAAACAACAACAAGAUCAACUGGGCCAUGGAAGACAAGCAGGAGAUGAUCGACAUCAUCGAGACUGUUUACCGAGGCGCCAGGAAGGGCCGCGGCCUGGUCGUGUCUCCCAAGGACUACUCCACGAAGUACAGAUACUAGGCUUUCGUCCCAACAGUCAGAUGGAGUUGACGUGGACUCAAGAUCAAGGUGAGUGAACAGUGAGCUUCGUGUCAACAUCGCAUCAGCUGACUAAUGUCACCGGCGAUGGGAGAGCACACUGGGUGACAACAUGGUUGUCUAUGCUGAACUAAACGCGGGAAAGGGGUUACAGGUAUGGCUUAAUGCGGAGACUGACAAAGUGCCACGCCUUUCAGAAUAUAGAGCAGUACUUUUAACUGUUGAUGUCAUGGACCCUCCUCCCACAAAUAGACACACAAGGCUAGGGGGCUAGCCGAAUCCCCUGAAAUCCAGGCACAAGCCUGACCUAGCAUCACCCACAGGCACACACUUAAACUUAGACCUUUCUUUUAAUUUAAAAGAUAUUAACAGCCUAUAAAAACACUUUCAGAUAUCUGAACUUCUCCCAUGCUGCUUUAAAUAAUGGCUGUAUCUGCAUCAAAAAAGUGAGGUUUUGAUACCGUUAAAUUUGACGCCUAAUAUUUCGUGGAUUUUGACCAAAAUUAAAACAGCCAGAUGGAGUAUGGGUUGGGCGAUAAAGGGAAGGGACUUACUGCACCGACAUCCCAUGCCUGGCAGUGUGCCGAGACCCGGCCCACUCGUUCCUGCCCUCAGGCCCUGGCUUAUCACCAACCAGUCCUCAGAGGGUGGCGGCCAUAGUGCCUAGGGAGGACAGAAGGGCAAGUGGGCCCUGCCUCAUACAGCCUGGGUAGGGGAAGUGGUAUUUUCCCCCUUGGGACAGAAUUUCAGAGUGCCGGCCCCUGUGUUUUCCAGCUUGUGUGUAGCAGGACACAGGGUACGGUUGUCUUUUUUACUGGAAUACCAGAUGCAGGUGUUUAUAUGUCUCUGGUAGGUGCACCUGCUCCGAUUUACCAGAAUAAAUAUGGAUAAUUGGCCAGCUGACUUAGGGUAACAAUUGUCAAAGAAAUAGGAAAACAAAGACAUCUAAUCGUUCACCUAAAGCACAUUCAUACAGUCAGAAUAUCAUGCCGGUAAAAAAAGAAUACGUGUCUUAAGUUUGUAUAUCCAUAUACGUUACAUGGACAUGAAUCCAGCCUGAGACCUGAAGCUAAGUAUUUAUUUGCAUGUUUAAGAUUAAGUGCAAAAUUCCACUGGAAAAAAGAUGCUUGCUUUGUCGGGGGGCCGGUGGGACCCUCCAGAUCACUCUCCAACGCACAAGUGUCUUCUUUAAAUGGUUCCAUGAACAUGUUGUCUCAAACAGAAAGUGCUAAUUAUAAUCCCCAGUCUCUAACUCAUCAUGGUUUGUGUUUUGACUAAAGACUAAUUUGAAGGGUAGGGUUAAAAAGUUCUUCAAUAAAAUCCAAUUUUUAAAUAAUAGUUUUUUCAUUUAAAUGUGCACUUUUGAAGGUUGGUGUAUUUGGAAAAGAGUAUUUGAGAAGGACUUUCAUCAUUCCUAAAGUUUCCAUGUAGCACAGAGGCCGUGAUUCCGCGGUGGACAAACAUGGGAUUGCAUUCUCCAAGAUGAAAGAGUCACAAACUCUGCAGAAAGUGAGCUUCUCUGUUUCCUAAUAAGAAUGGCGGACAGCCUUACCGCUUGCUCAUUACCAGAAGUGUUGGUCCCAGCUUGCGCCAUUGAGUCACUGACAUUCUUCUGUAAGUCCCCGAUUUGAGUCCCCAUUUCUUCCAGUUCCACAUUAAGGACAGCUGCACAUGGAGUGCAGAGUUGCUCGCCAGAAAGCCCCAAGGGCCCUGCUUCAAAUCAUGCCUGCUCAUCUUGGGUCCUGACCCAAGGCCCCAGCAGUUCGACUUGCGACAUGAGGGAGUCAGGUGUUCAGGAGACCGUGGCACAAACUAACACCUGAAGGUCCACAAAUGCUUCCCUCAGGUUUUUGUAGUGUCUUUAACCUUUGAACUGUGAGCUCAGUUCUGAAAACUUGGCUCCUCUUGGCUGGACACAGAUUCAGGGGUGAAAGGUACUGUGGUAUGUUUAUGUCUUUAACCAAACUCUAACGAUUAUGUAAAUACAAUGGAAAUGAACUCAGCUUAAUUUUAUCAUUUUUGAGAAUCUAUUUUUCCCUGUGAGAACCCAUCUACAGAACCAGAAAUUCCAAGUUAAUGGUUAAUACUUUGCACAUAGCUUUCAAGGAAUGAAUUUAAUUGUGUGACGUGACGUGAGCUCAAGUCGUAGGGCAGAGUGACUCUGCCCUUGUCUGGAUUUGCUCAAACGAUACAAACAUUCUCUCCUAAUUCGGUUUGGACUCAUGUCUUAACAAAACAGUGAACUGCUCAAGUUAUAAAAGAAAACACAAUAAAGGUGGGGAGAACCAUGUACAGCUCCCUAUGUUGGAGAACUUCCAUGUCACGUCUGUGGGUUUCUGAAUGCCCAGAUUUAUUUAGGGCUUGAUGGAAAAGUACCAUUGGGUGAUACCGUACAGUGUGUCCUUGUAUUUAUCCUUGCCAUACAAAAUGCCCUGCACUGCCAGUCAAGCAGGAAGCAAUUACCUGUGACUAGUAAUUAAUACAUCAGGAUGCCACGUAAAGGCACAUAUGGAAACACCAGGAAAUCCUAGGUCAACAAUUAUCCACUAAAAAGACAUUCCAGGAUGAUUUACCAGUCCAAAAGCAUCACAGUAUUUGCUAGGAGAUAGAAAAGGGUAUUUCUGGGGCUUAAUGUUGCAGUCAGAGCUUGAAAAUGUUCUUGAAGUUCCUGGAAUAGAUUUUCACCCUGAAAAAAAUGAACUGUAAGACAACUGAAUAUUUACUCUCGAUGUGGGGCUUUUUGAGCAUCAUGGACUAGAACCAUCCAUUUAUACAGAUUUCUGACAAGGUGCCAAGACUUCCAUUCAGAAGAUAAGGGGAGCCUUUUUUCUUUCUUUCCUUUUUAAUAUGUAGAACAAGGUAAGCAUGUAUUUGAAUUUUUUGUUAACCCUAGAUCUCAUAUUAAGGAAAGCCUUCUCCACCAGCAGGGCUGGGACAAUGAGAGGGCCAAAUGCAUAACUGACUACAGAAGCAGUCCUGGCCCUUACCUCACAGCACACAGCCACCAACUCAGACUGACCAGAGCCUCACAGAAGCUGUAGAACUAGCGAAUGUCUUAGGUAACGAGCAGAAAUUUUCUUAACCUUGAGUUCCUCAGAGCGUUCUCCGUGGGGCCGACACAGAGCUCACGGAAGGGUGGGCCUCUGCCCCCUGGCCCUGGGGGACUCAUUAGCUGGGAGGCCUG